GGUCAGUCUAUAAAUACAGUGCCCAACGUGAGCAACGCCGCCGUGUGAGCGAUCCGGGAGAUCAAUUCGGUCCAAUUUGCCAGACAAUUUGUAGACAUCAAGAGGAAGGAAACAGGAGGAAAAGUAGAACCAGCAGUCAGAGGAGGAGGUGCUAAGCCGGCAGAAAGAUGCCGCCCAAGCGUCCGCCACCGCUCGUGCCGAAGAAGCCCAAUCCCAGCAUGAACUACGAGGUGUUGAUCUACCUCAACUCGUUCUACUUCGGCAUGUUCGCCUGUUGCGAGAUGGCCAUGGGCCUCCUGAAGGCUAUCAAUCUCAGCUACACGGGACAUACUUUGGCCCUGGACACGGGGGUGAUGAUUAGCUUCAUUGUCUUCGAGACGAUCCGAUUGAUAAUGGGGCGCAUGAGUUCGCUGGCCGAUCGAGGCUGGUCUGCCAUACUGUCGGUCUUCAUGACCGCCCCCUGCUUCGUGGGCGUCUCCUAUCUGCUGCUGCUGCAGACCUACCGACUGCGCCUGGAGUACUGCCUGUGCACGCUGCAGAUCGCCCUUUACCUGACCGAGGUGUGGUAUGCCAUCGUCUUCGUUUUCUCGCUGUGUCGUCCAGUAACUUAUGAUUAGCCACAUAGACAGAAACACCAGCCAACUAGCAGCAAAUAUACAUGCGAAAGUUUAGCAAUCUACACGAUCGAGAAAGGAUAUUGUGCAGUGUAAUGAAAUGUAAUCUAGCUGAUUAGCAGUAGGCAGCUGAAUUGCUCAUGGCCGAGAAGAAAACCAAACAGAAAGAAAACAAAACAAAACAAAACACAUAUGUAGCAUAUUAAUAAUUAUGUAUAGUAAGGUUUAUGAUAACAUACACACACUCUUAUAUACAUACAUUGAACGGUUUUAUAUACAAAAAUUGUUAACAUUUAAGCAUCAAUUGGAACCAAUAUAAGACAACAAGCAAAACCUAAAA
Messenger RNA from Drosophila yakuba, 954 nucleotides. RefSeq lists its product as uncharacterized. NCBI's taxonomy places the organism in Eukaryota, Metazoa, Arthropoda, Insecta, Diptera, Drosophilidae. The record is from RefSeq and is a predicted model, not a curated record. Gene Ontology annotation, cellular component: ciliary transition zone. The coding region runs from base 168 to 617 and encodes 149 amino acids. Gene Ontology annotation, biological process: non-motile cilium assembly. The transcript is spliced from 2 exons.